AUGGUUUUGAGUGAGAUGAUAGGAGUGCUUUCAUUUCUUCCCUUUGCUUCUUAUUUCUCUUUUAAACGAGCUACAUGGAGUCAUGAUGUUUUUCUUAGCUUUAGUGGUAAAGACGCUCGUCUUAAGCUCUGCAAACGUCUAUAUUUUGCUCUAGUUACGAACGAUAUUAAGGCAUAUAAAGAUGAUGAAAAUCUUGAAAAAGGAAAGUACAUUGACAUAGAACUUUUAAAAGCUAUAGAAGAGUCAAGGUUUUCAAUCGUCAUAUUUUCAAAAAAUUAUGCUUCGUCCAAGUUUUGCUUGGAAGAACUUGUAAAGAUGGUUCGAUCAACUGACGUAGAGAAUCAAACUGGUGACUAUAAGCAGGCAUUUGAUGAUCAUGAGAAAAAUUACAGCAAGAAGAUGGUCCAGAGCUGGAGGGACGCUCUUAGAGAAGUAGCUGGAAUAGCCGGGUGGUCUGCAAGAAACUAUUCUGAAGCAGAAUUGGUAAUGCUGGUUGUUAAGCAGAUACUCGAUAAGUUGAACCCUACAUGCCCGGGUACCAGUAAGCAGCUGGUUCCAUUGUGUUUUAAUUCCUUCUUCAUAUACCAAGAAUGGGAUGAUAUUCAGAUUGUAUGGAUAUGUGGGAUUGCUGGAAUGGGCAACACAACAUUUGCUAGAGCUGUUUACGAUGCAGUUGUUUCUGAGAAAUGUAAAGUUUCAUCUGAAUUUCCAUUGGAAUGGAGUACAAGGAUAUUGGAUCCUUCAAGUGAAAUCAAUGAAAUAAGGAAAAAGCUGCAACAUAAAAAAGUACUUUUAAUUGUUGAUGAAGUGAAUAAACAAGAGCAUUUAGUAGAUUUGGCUAUAAAAGCUGAUUUGUUUGGUCCAGGAAGUAGAAUCAUUGUUUCAACUACAGAUCCAGACGAAAGUACUCAGCAGAUUAAUUUAAUCAAUAUAAGUUUUGACCGACAGAUGGGUAGGGAGAGGAAAAUAUGUUUAGAUGUUGUGUUGUUCUUAGCUACUUCAUUUUCACUCAAGGAGAUGAAUGUCCAUGCCAUAAGAAUCUUGGGAUCACUAUUCAAUGAUGGCUUGCUAACUAAACUUGCAUUCAAGUUUCUGACUCAAAGUUUCAAGGUCAUCAAGGAUGAUCUUCUGGAAAACCCUCUAAGUCGAAGAGGGAUCGUAUUGAAGGCAAGAGAUGAUGAUGACCAAUCUGGAGGAGAUGAAUCAAUACUUGAAGGCAACGAAAAGGCAACAAAGAUGGAAAAAGGAAACAUCAAUGAGAAACCACACUUUAAACAAAUUGACGACAGCACCCACACUGCAACUACAUCAAUUAUUCAUGAGAGCAGUGGCAGAGCAAAACAAUUUGGAAGUUCUAGCUCUGAUGAGAAACCAGGCUCCAAACGAGUAUACAACACUAAUGGAGCAGCGAGUAAGGGUAUUUUUGUUGAAAAUGACACUGAAAAUCAGAUUGAAAGCGGCAACUUGGAUGUCAAGCCCCCUGCUUACCAAGUUAAAGACGAGAGCACAUCAACAGGAAAUGGUAUCAAGACCAAGCACAAGAUCGCAAAAGAUGAAGCAAUACAGAGUGAGAAUGGUAAUUCAGAUGCAAAAACUUACUCGCAACCAGGUAUUGAUGGUUUAGCAGGGAAUGCUAUAAUGACAAAGCAAAUUAAGCAGAACGAAGAGGCAGAAGCUAAAGGAAGUGGUAACUUGGCUGAGAAACUGCAUUCUGAAGGAACCAACCAGAUUUCUUUCAGCAUAUAUGAUCGUUUGGUCAGAUUUUGUUGCAAAUGUUUCCUACCAUAA
Dovyalis caffra is the source of this 1788-nucleotide messenger RNA. The record is from the annotation of a GenBank genome assembly. NCBI's taxonomy places the organism in Eukaryota, Viridiplantae, Streptophyta, Magnoliopsida, Malpighiales, Salicaceae.